Messenger RNA from Durusdinium trenchii, 3831 nucleotides. NCBI's taxonomy places the organism in Eukaryota, Dinophyceae, Suessiales, Symbiodiniaceae. The record is from the annotation of a GenBank genome assembly.
AUGGCGCCCAAGCAGUCUAAAUGUGCAAAACAAACAGAGUGGUCGAGGAUGGCGCCCGACCUGGGACAGUUUGCGAGGCCUCUGCAUGUGAGCCUUCCUUGCGUGGGAAUCGAUGGCGCAGGGUUUGCCCUGACUGCUUUGAAGGUACCUUGGACGAGCAACAAUGUCUUUGACCUGGAGAAGCGGUACCAAACACAUUUGGAAAAACACCUUUGCACCAAACAGAUUCACUUGGGAAAGGACAUCAACGAACUGGAGUUACAUCACUUUGAGCGACCAGUGGACUUGCUGGUCAGUGGACCUCCCUGCCCCCCAUGGGCGGGGAAUGGAAAUCAUCAGGGCCUUCGCGACCAACGGGCCGAUGUGUUCUUGGCUGUCGUGAAGCUAGUCAUUAGCCUUGUGAAGGUAGGGGAGCUGAAGGCUUGUGUGUUGGAAAACGUCAAAGGCAUUUUGAGCAAGCCAAAAGGCAAGGAGAUGAGUUUUAUGGACUACCUGGUGGAUUAUUUACGGCACCAUUGCCCAGAGUUUGAUUGGGCGGUGGUGACUCUGAAGGCCCAAGACUACAUGUUGGCCCAACAAAGAACCAGAGUGUUCCUUCGGGGGAUGCGGACAUGUUUUGGAAUGGGCAUUGUGCCACCUCCAAUGGCGAUGUUUGGGCCGAGACCAUUGGUCGAAUUCCUCGACUUCUCUCUGCCGUCAGUGGAUUGGUCAGGUCUCACUGCAACAAUGACCCAAAACCUCAAGGAUUCACUGGAGGCAAUGAAGACAAUGCUUCAGACAGGAGAAGCUAAGGAAGAUGACAUCCUUUGCUUUCCACUUGACAGAGCAGAGGGGAAAGUGUACGUUCGAAGGUUCUCCAAAAACAUAGUGCCGACGCUGACUACGACCAACAAGUACCUCUUCCUGGCCUCUUUGGAUUUGUCCAAGAAAGAGACAGAUCGCAGAGUCUUCCGAUUUCUCAACCCCAAGGAGCGCAUGCUGUUGCAAGGGUUCCCUCCAAACACCUUGGAUGGCUGUCAUGAUGCUCUCAAGGUCCAGGCAAGUGGCAAUGCCUACCCAGUCCCACUUAUGAUGGCAGUGCUUGGGCCCAUUGUCAAGGACAUCAAGGAAGAUUUAUUGCAACCAUUUCCAGCAGAGCCCUUGAACAGCCCCCGUUGCGUUGCUCUUUGCCAUGACUUCGAGUGCUACAUGGACAAGCUUAAGGAACUGCUCGAAUUUCUCACAGUGAUGCAGUCCCAAGCCUCUGGACAGUCAGAGGAGAAGCAAACAAGGUUGCUGGAAGCAUGUUUGAGAGACUUUCUGGCUGGCCCAGAGAUUCCACUGAAUGAAGGGACGGUGAUGGCCAGAGAUGUGCAAGUCUCACCCAUACCACAAUGGAUGAAGGAGCGAGUCGUUGCAUGUGUGCAGGACAAGUUGUUGAAAGACAAGGCUGGGCCCAACGCUGAAAAAGCAAAUGGAAAAAAGGGAAAUGGAACCCAGAACAACCGGUUCUUGACCAACUACUUCACAAAGGAGGAGUGGGAUGAUCUGUGCUCUGAUGCAAAGAGUACAAACUCCAAGAUCCAGGUGGUGAAGGAGAGGUUCAUGAAAAUUGGCCUCCGCCAUCCCACAGAAAACACAUUUGUUUUGGCCAACGCAAUUCUCCAUGUGGCAAGCUUCCAUGGACCAAUCGACAUGAUGGAGUGCGACUUGAACAAAGCCUUUGAUGUACUCAAGGACAUCAAAGCGAUUCACCGGGCAUCUUUGAAAAGGAUGGUGAGCUCAGGUCUUGACAGCUACCCUGAAAACCCGUCAGACAUGGGUGCAGAGCUGUUCAACCAAGCAUACAGACAUGGACCUCCAGCCCAAUGCCCGAUGGAUGUGAUGGUCAUCCAAAAAUUGGCGGACCUGUUGCCAGCAAGAGGCACCCACAGUGAAGUGACCCGCAGUAAGGUCAGAAUUGGGACGACUAAGCAAAAUGCCAUGUUUGGACAAGAUGCGAUGAUGGGUCGCAUGAUGUGCGAUGUUUUCAUGGAUCGGUUCUUCAACCAUCAACCGUCGGGGGGUUCCUCCUUGCAACUGCUUGGGCCCCAGGCUCUUAAAAGGAAGAGAACCCAACUGGCUUUGGAAGAUGUCAAGUGUGAGGAUGUCUCCAACACCCCUGUGAAAGGCGAGGCGACGCAAAUUGCUGAGGGUGGUGAUGCAAAAACUGCUGACAUUGAUGAAAUGGCGGCAAGCAUUCGUGAGCAGUUGGAAAGCAACAAGGGGCCUGGGGGAAAGACUACACCACCUCCUGAAGCCAAGAGCAAGAAGGUCAAGAAUGUUAAAAAGACGAAGGUUCAAGAGUCAAAGGAUUCCAAAACCAAAGGGAAUGGAAAGAAGGCCUGUUUGAAAUUUCCAGGAACCACAACCCAAGGAGCGAUCCACCUGGAAACCUGCACCGUUUACACAUGCCCCAAGAGUUUGAACUGGCGUGUCAAAAAGAUUGGGGAGAAGACUGACAAGGCGUUCUCUUGGAAGAAGGACAAACCAUCUGAGGUGGUGUCCUGGUGUGCGGCACCUUGGCACCGUGAAACCGAGGGUCGGUUGCAUGUGAUCAUCCGAGGCAACUGGAUCUUGAAAUCCACCUUGGCCAACUUUGAAGGGAUGGAGGAUGAGGGACACCUAUAUGGCUUCGGUGACCCGACGGCGAAGCGCUCCAAGCUGCAGGAGAUUGUUCAGCAACGAGUCCAGGAUGUGGCGUUGGCCAAGCAGCAGCUGAGCAGCGACGCCUUGCAGAAGGAGGUGCUGAAGUUUCAGGAGCACUACGGGAAGCCACAGAGUUUAGUCGAGUGCAUCAGUGAAGCAGAAAAGAAGCCUUGGACUUUGGCGCUGGCGGCAGAGUUUAAGAGGGCUUCACCGUCCAAAGGCGACAUCAAUCCAGAUUUGGACGCAGCGGAACAAGCUUUGGAAUACACCCAGGUGGGCGCCAGCAUUCUGUCCGUCUUAACUGAGCCCAAGUGGUUUAAAGGCUCGUUGGAGGACUUGAAGAAGGUCCGUGUGAGGACCCAAGACUGGGCUAAUGAGGCAGGGCAAAGACGACCUGCUUGUCUUCGAAAGGACUUCUUGAUCGAUGAAUAUCAAGUCGAUGAAGCUCUGGCACAUGGUGCUGACACCGUUUUGUUGAUGGUCUCCGUCCUCAGUCGAUCCAAACUGCGCGCACUCGUGGAGUACUGCCGAGCCAAUGGCAUCGAGCCACUGGUGGAGGUGGUCACCAGCCGCGAACUGGACGUCGCCUUGAGCGUCGGUGCUCGGGUCAUUGGCGUGAACAACCGCAACCUACACACGUUGGUUCUGGACAAACAUCGCACUGCCGCCAUUGCGCAGGAGUUGCGAGAGCGCUCCAUCUCCUUCGGCCGUGGCGAGAGCACGAAGCUUCUGGCGCUGAGCGGCCUGGCCACGGCAGAGGACGUGGCACAGUGCCGAGAGAUCUCCUGCAGUGGAAUUCUGGUGGGCGAGGCUUUAAUGCGAGCCAGCGAUCCAGGCGCUGCGAUCCUAGCGAUGAUGGGCCCAUCCUCGGAUGGGGCUCUACCAGUGCGACCGGGCGAAGUCUUGGUGAAGGUCUGCGGCGUGCGACGCCCCGAGGAUGCGUUGUGCGCUGUGAAGGCGGGGGCGAACCUCAUUGGGGUGAUCUUCGCCAGCUCCAAGCGGCAAGCCUCCUUGGAACAGGUGCGAGCCUCGCGAGCCGAGUCCGGUGCCGAAAAAUUCACGCGUUUCAGGUGGUGGGAAGGGGUUUUGAUGGUGUUUGACUUUUAUGAGAUGAUAUGGAUGGACCUAGGAUGGACCUCUAGAUCUAGAGGUUUGCCGGCCUGA